Marchantia polymorpha subsp. ruderalis is the source of this 2855-nucleotide messenger RNA. The record is from the annotation of a GenBank genome assembly. Lineage: Eukaryota; Viridiplantae; Streptophyta; Marchantiopsida; Marchantiales; Marchantiaceae.
CGAGUCCCGAUUCCCGAGCCCGAGCCCGUCCAUCGCCCACGCCCUUUCGCGCCGAGAAUCCCGAGGAUGGGAAGCGCAGCGCGGAUGCCGUAAAUUCCACGAACGAGGAAUUGUCGUCGCUGGCUGCCUAUUUCUACCACCGACUCUGACACGAUCAGGCGAUUUUGGUCGUACGCGCCGCCUGUCCUCCAAAUCGCGGGCCCGGUUGCACGAGACGAUCGUUCUGUCUGUCAAAAUGCAGAUUACGAGAAGGUUGUCGCAGGUUAUGGGGUUGAGCAACGAGUCAACGGCGCCCUACACCAGCGCCAGUUGGGAUCCUGAGCUGUAUCACGAUGCUCUGUCGGAUGUCAGCCUCGAGGUCGCGGACGCUCCCGUUGCCGGCGAAGAAGACGUCGCUGCCGCACCACCGCGAAUGGCCAUGGGUAAGCGAAUUUCGACCUUCUUCGGCAUCGAUUCCGGUGCUCGAGAGGCGGAUGUCGAUGCCGAGCGGGAGGAGAAACAGCUCCCUUCGACAUCAGGUUCCAAGGAGGAGCUCGUGUCCAGAGUGAAGAACAAAGUCUCUGUGUUCUUGGCGAUGACGAGACCGCACGAGAGUGCCGAAAGUUCCACGCCUCCUCCCGAGAGCUCCGAUGCCGCUCAGAGAGAAAUCGAUCUUCCGACUACGUUCCAUCGUAGCUCUGGAAGGAGACAGCAUCCUCGUUUGAAACAAGGACCUGGCAAGAGUUCAUCCACACCGUGGAAGCGGAGUGCCCCUAUUCAAUCACAGCAUCAAGUGCACAUGCUCAGUACCCUACAACUCAUCAGUAUCACCUUCUUCGCCGUUUCCGGGGUGAGAACUCCGAUUUUCACCACGGCUCCUGUUCACCUCAUUCCCAGUCCUCUCACUUUACGGCCGCCGAUUUGGGCAACGCAAGAGCAUAAACGUUUUCUGACAUUGGGACCGAAAAAACCAGAAAUGAUCCGGAAUCACUAUCCAGAUGUUUCUCUUUUUUUUUGUCACAAUGUCAAAAGAUGUACGUCACUAUGAGCUUGUUCUAGCUCAUAGUGACGUCUCUUUUGAGAAUUUCUUUCGUUCUUGGAGUUUUUUAUUUUCAAAGUGGCCAGUCGAAGUCAUAAGGUUUGGGUACAAGGGACCUUAUGGAUUUGAGCCUACUGUGGGAGCUGGGGGGCCGGGGCUGAUGCUGGUAGGACUGCUUUUAGUCCCUGUACUGUGGGCUGCCCCUCUUGCAUUCAUGACAGCAGAGCUCUCGUGUAUGAUUCCGGAGAGCGGAGGCCAUGUUCUGUGGGUGUACAGAGCAUUUGGCCCAUUCUGGUCAUUUGUCAACAGUUGCUUUGCUUUCGCAUGCAGUAUUUUGGACAAUGCUAUGUACCCUGUCCUGUUUGUGGAAUACCUGUCAGCUCUUCUGUAUGAGGGGAAGGAUAUCAUCUCCUAUGGCUGGAGUGUGUUUAUCAAGAUAUUCCUUGUGUUCAUUGUCACCGUUAUCAACAUUCUUGGUAUCAAUAUUGUAGGUGUUGUCUCUGUCAUCCUCGGAAUUCUGGUACUGGCCCCAUUCAUAACCAUGUGUCUCAUCGGGUUAACACAUCUCAAUUUUGACUGGAUGGGUCUUGAUGGCCCUGAUACGGCCUUGGCUCCUUCUCCCUCUCUGCCAACAGUCAUCGAUUGGGGAAAAUUUUUGACGUUGCUGUUAUGGAAUACCUCUGGAUUUGAUGCAGCUGGCACAUGUGCAGCUGAAGUGCGAAAUCCUGGUCACUCCUUUCCUCGUGCCUUGUCAAUAAGUGUGAUGUUGAUGGUUGGGGUAUAUGCCCUACCAACGAUUAUCGGAGUGAGUGUACUCCCAGACUACAGAUUGUGGAAGGAAGGAACAUAUAUAAUCGUUGCGAAACUUAUUGGCGGUGACAUUCUCAAGGGCUGGAUGGGAUUUUCUGCAGCUUCAAGUGCGCUCGGACUCCUCCUUACCCGUCUUUGUACGAAUUCCAGAAUCGUCUAUGGCAUGGCCCUCGUUGAGCAGGUACCCCAGGUGUUUUCCAAGCUACACUCAGUUUAUGCUUCUCCAUGGGCAGCUAUCCUUGCAACGUCUUUUUGUACGCUUUUGAUGACAGGGUUCAAUUUCUACUCUCUUGCCGAGGCAGAUAUGCUAUUCUACGCCUUCUCGACAGUACUGAAGUUCAGUGCUUUGGUUCAACUUAGGUUCACAGAACCAGAUGCUUUUCGGCCGUAUCGGAUUCCUCUCAGUGAUUAUGCUCUGGGAGCCGCCAUCAUACUGCCCAUAGGGUCGUGCAUUGCUAUGCUGGCGUUCUCUUCGGAAAGGGCUCACGGCAUCGGACUGGCUGGUGCAUCGUGUGCAGUCCUCCUCUUCACAAUCAAGGAAUUGUAUUACCAGUAUGGCACACAAGCGGAGGAAGCGGUGCAAGACCGAAUGAGUCGAGUUCAGCAAAACUUAGACAGCAUGCAGAAGAGAAUCGACAAAGUGAUCGAAGAGGAAUUUACUGCCCCCGUUAGAACACUGGGUGGAACGUUGGGUGAUGCUAUUCGCCAAUCCCCCCAGCAGAUUAGCCAGGGACUUAGAGUCCCAGUUAAAAGCCUGAGUCAGGGAUUCAGUUAUCCAGUCAAAAGCUUGGGUAUAGCACUCCGUCAAGCAGAAAAGAAGAUCAGUUUAUCUACAAGAUCGGCUUGAGAGCACAAUUUUCCACUCCACUGGUGCCCUUAUAAUAACCUCGAGUCACACAUUCACUUCAAGAGGUACGCUAGUGAUUAAUCUUCAGAAGCAUACUUGAAGAAAUUUGGCAGUUCAGCGUACAUUUCUUGUCUAUGUUCAUUGAUGUAUGCUACUUCGGAAACAAUAUUGCAUUCUAGC